GGGCGGGGAGAAGUCGCCGGCCCUCCGAGCCGGCCCGGGGCUGGCGGUGCGGCGUGCCCGGGGUUAGGGGGGCGCGGCGAGACAGUCUGCGGCGCUCAGCCGUUUCAGUCCUCGCGCGGCAGCAGCUCCCCCUCCACCGCCGCGAAGCCCCGCGCUGUGGGUGCAGCGAUGCUGGUGCUGGUGCUGUGCGCGGCCGUGCUGGCGGGCGGCGGGGCCCAGGACGACGACUGGAUCGAUCCUACGGAUAUGCUCAACUACGACGCGGCGUCGGGAACGAUGAGAAGGCCUUACAAGGUAAACUAUCAUGAUUCUGAGGAUAAAACAGUGGAUGGAAUCAUCAGUGAAAACUUAUCAAGUUGUUCCAGGGAAGUGGAUUCUUUGCAGCAGAAGAUUGCGGAAUGCGAGAAGAGGAACGCCAAAUCUCAUGAAAGCCGGAGCUUUUAUAUUUUUAAGCGGUACUUGAAUAAGAUUUUAAAUGAAGCCAGAAAACUUGGCCUUCCCGAGGGAAACACGGACCAAGUGCAUUACGAUGCCGAGAUUAUCCUUACAAAGCAGACGCAUCUGGAGAUCCUCCGGUUCCUGCAGGAGGAAGCGUGGCAGUCAGGUGCUGUGGAUGACGCGCUUAGCAAUAUUUUGAUCAAUUUUAAGCACCACGAUUAUAAUGCUUGGCACUGGAGAUUCGAAGACACCUUUGGAAUUGAUCUGUAUAAUAUGUUUAUGAUACUCUUGUGCUUAGUGUGUGUUGUGGUUAUAAUAGCUACAGAGCUGUGGACACGUAUCCAUUGGUUUGUUCAGCUGAAACGUAUUUUACUAAUAAGUUUUCUCAUCAGUUUUGCAUGGAAUUGGCUUUACUUAUAUAAGCGGGCUUUUGCACAGCAUCAAGCAGAAAUUGCCAAAAUGGGGCAAUUUGAUAACAUCUGUGCUGAGAAGUUGGACUGGAGAGAGAGCCUUAUUGGAUGGCUCAGAAGACAGUGGACAUAUCAGGACGAUCCCUGUCAGAAGUACUAUGAAACUCUGCUAGUAAACCCUGUUUUGCUGGUUCCACCAACAAAGGCAUUGGCUAUUACUUUUACCACCUUUGUAACUGAGCCUUUGAAGCAUGUGGGACAAGGUAUUGGUGAGUUCAUCAGAGCGCUUAUGAAGGAGAUACCACUGAUUCUGCAGGUUCCGGUGCUAAUCAUGAUGGCUCUGUUCAUUCUGGCUUUCUGCUAUGGUGCAGCAUCAUCAGUGUCUGUGAUAAGAUGUUUAAUGCCUUCUCAGAAGAAGAGGCUUCCUCUACCUGACAGCCAGCGGGAGGAAAUAGACUUCAGCCAGUAUGAUGGGAGUAAAUCCGAUGGCUACUAUUCACAGAAGACUCCUAGCAUUUACAGAGGUCCAUACGACAGAGAUGUUCAAAUGAAACCUGGAAGUAGCAGCAGCAGUCCUGAUGUGCUACAUGCGAGUGCCGAGCCAGAUACGCAAGUAGAAGAUGCUCAAAAACCAGAAGCUGGUAAUAGAUUGCACACUGAAGCUGAAGUUAGUAGACUAGAAACUUCUCCAGCUGCAACCCUUACCGGAGAAAAGGCACUAGAGCAUGAGAAGCAGCGGACAGAUAAAGAGCAAGAGACUGGAAAAAACUGUGAUCCUAACAGAAACGUGGAAGAACAAAGUUGUGCAGCAAGACCAGCUGAAGAGAGGAAGAGCAGUACGUGCGAGUCACAGGAAGGAGACUGAGGAGUCCCCACGCUCUGUGCAAACAAAAAUGAAACUUAAGAUGCUACUGUACAGUAUGAGCCUGUGCAUCUCCUCAGCUAGAACUUGGUCCUUUAAUAGCAGAGGGUAAGUGGACUCUUUGUUCAUCCAUUCUCUUAGCUUGGGAUCGUACAAUGAGGCUGAAAAAGUCCUCAUCUGGUACAGUUGGUCCUUUUGCAGAUGAUGGAGGAGCACAUCUUUGAUCGUCCAGUCUCGAACCCUAUAGACAGACCAAGCAGUAAGGCUGUACGACUGUGUAAUAAUGAAAUAAGCAAACAACAUAAGUGGAAAAAAUGACUAAAAGCUUUUCUUUUCACAUUUAAAACUGUAGGCUUUGUUUCAAGAUUAUGACUUAAUAGUUCUCAAAUGAAAUGAUUAUGUUAAAACUUCAAGCAUAGUUUUCCUAACCUUUACUUAGCUGUUAAAAAAAACAGCAGUAAUAGAAAAGCUGUCCUUCCUUUCACUGCUAAGGGAGUGAAAAAGAGCAACUGGGCUGUGAGAUGUUGGAAAAUCUGGAGACUAAGCAGACUGAUACAUUGUAAUGACAGUGUUGCAGAGCAGUUGAGCUGUUUCUGUGCUAUUUCACAGCAACUUGAGCAGGGUCAGGCUGUCACACUGUGGCCUUGGACUGUCACCUUUGAGACACAAGUGUCAAAGUCAGCUCCCCUUCUGCGUAUCUGCAUAAAGCAGUACCAGAAGACGGGACUGAAGUUUUCCAUUCCUUUCUCCUUUUAUGUUACAGAUUUGUUAUACACAGUACACGAUAUUUAUUAUAUUAAUGUCUAGAUUAUUUGCUUUGACUUGGAAAAUUAGCCAAGUUUUUAAAACAGAAGAUGAUAUUUCAUCAGGUUGAUGAACGCUGUAAUUCUAGACUCAAUGCCAGGUGUUGCUUCCCAUGAAAGCUUAAUACAGCUUAACUUUGAAGUACUCAGGAGCAGAAUUUUUUUAUUUGGAGAUCCAUAAAUAAACUGUCAGGUAAAAUACCAAGUCUUGUUCAUUAAAUUAUUUUGUCCAGUUGGUAUGUAUACUGUGCUAUCCUUGGCAGGAAAACCACUUGCGUAUACGGUGAAGUAUUGGUUACCAUAACUUUAAUGAUGAUCAUUAAUUGCCGCCGAAACUUCAAUACUGAAUUUUCAUUUGCUGAGUUAGAAUUCCUGGUAUAUCAGGUGUCCAGUGAACAAAGCCAGCUCCGAACACACUGACACACUCAUUUGUUUUCCCUCAGUUUCAACAUCCCUCCAGCUCAUCAUUGGUCCUUAAGUUGGUUAUCAUAAGUAUGAAGAUCAACACGAUAACUUCCAGCCACUGGUUAUUUAAUAUAUAUAUGAACAUUUUAUAUUUAUGCUAUAUACAAAUUAUUUCUGUUCAUAUAACAUUUAAUAAUUCAUAUACUAUAAUAAUUAUAUAAUUUACUGUAUGAUAUAUUAUUAUAUAUUUAACAAUGCUAUUUUACAAUUAUUAAUAUUAACAUUAUAUUCUGUAUUAUAUAUUACAUUAUAUACUAUAAUAGCAUAUUACUACUACUUUAGAAUUGCAAUAUACUAUGUUAAUAUAUAUUAUACAUUUAAAUCAAUAAUGUUAUAACUGUACAUUACAUACAUAUGAAAUAUAUUAAGUAUAUAAUAAUAAAUAACGAAUACAAUACAUUUAAUGUAUUUAAUAGCAUUAUAUUAAAUAUGUUGUUUGUAUAUAUUAUCUAAUAUAGAAUUUAAUAUAUACUUAAUAUUAACGUAAGUAUAUAAGAUAUAUUAAAUAUAUAUUAAAUUGAUUGUCCAGUGGCUGUAAGUAUAUAAACAUAAACAUAAGACCAUAAAUGAGGCCACGCAUAAGAAUGUAUGUGUACAUAAAAAUGUAUAUAAUCAGGCUGCAUGUAGGAAUAUAUAGGAGUAUAUAUAUUAAAAUAUGUAUAAAUAUAUGUUCAUAGAUAUGACAUAAACAUAGUAUUUUACUUUCUUACAUAUAUGUUUGGUUUUAUUUUUUAACUUUAUGUCCUCAUCUACCAAAUCAAUCUUUAUCUUAAAACCUUUGUGCUAAGCCUGGAAGCCUUCUCAAAGAUGUUCAAUAGCAGGAUGCACAAAUCAAACCCCAGAAAUCUCACAGCCUUACCUGGCAUUUUAUUAAUAUAUCAAAGAAGUCCUCAUCUAGCUCUCUGUUGUUACUGGCCAUUAAGUGGCCCAGCACAGACGGACUGGUGCGGUGGUUAAGACGAAGGCCAGGCAGAUUGCUAAAGCUGGCACGUUGGUCGUCGAGGCGGCGGCUCUGUGAGCUCGCAAGUAAAUCCAGAAAUUCAUCAGUGUGGGGUGAGACUACGGAAGCAGAAAAGGCUAUAAGGGAAGAAGAAGGAAAACAAAUAAGCAUAGAAGUUCCUCUCCAUUCAAAUACAUUUUUAAAACAGCAUUUGAAAGGGAACUGAAGUCAGCUACAGAUCUUAAUUUUAAAAUUACAUUUUUGUAUUGUUUUAGGUGGAGUAGAGGAUGUUGCUACUGAAGCAGCUGAGAAUCUGUUCUUCUCCUGGAAGUGGCAUCUCUGAUCAUCCAUCCUGUUACUCUGGAAUCGGCUCAGCAGAUCAAAGAACCCUUCGUCUGCCACUGUUUCUCGACUGUUUCUCUGAAGAGGAGAAAAAAGUUAGAGGUACUUGGAACUGAGGAAGUACCUAAAAACUAGGGCAACUGCAGGGCAGUUUGAUUCCAGUAAUGUAUUUGUAGAUCUGAAAUUCAUUUAACUGAUUUUUUUAGUCACCCAUUCUUGUAGACAGAUUUAUCCAAAGAAGCCACAUUUAUAAUAUGGCAAAUGCUGGUUCUGGAAGGUAAAAUCUAGUAGAGACAUUUUGUUCUCAGUAAGAAAUGGUACUCUGGUUAGUGUAAGCCCACCAGGAACCCCACUGCCCAUAAGCCAUGAAAUUUCCAUUUGCUCCUUAGCUCUGUGUUCAAAACUGCUCUUCUCUCUGCGAAAUCAAAUGACUCCGUUUUUUUUUCUUUUUAUCAACUUCCAUGAAGAGUGCAGUAAUCUAAAAUACACAGUUAAUUAUAGCUUCCACUGUCUGAAUCCAAAAAGCUACAUUUUUUAAGUUAGGAGAAGCAGAGUCUGGGAGAAAUGCUAGAAAUGAAAUAUAUGCAAGCUGACCUGUAAUUUAGACAAUCCCUUAGGAAAAUGUAGCACUCCCAAAUAGUAGGAGAGGCUUACAGCUGUCACUACCCAGGAGACAGAAGGAGAAUGGCAGAUUCUACAUCAGCUUACAGUGUUUAACUCAAGUAUAUAAAUAGAACUAAAAAUGUUAUCUGUACAAACAUGUUUUCCAUAGUUUUAGUCACAUCAAGCUUAUGUGAAGUCAAGGUUAUGAUCUGUACAGGACUCCAAACCUACCCUCUGAGCGCUGGGAAGGCGGCUGUCAAUGGAAUUACUGGCAUCCUGCAGAACUUUGGAAGCGGUGCCAUUUUUGUACUUUUUGCCUUUGAGUCGAUUUACAAAAUGCAGUUUUGCUGAAGGUUUGGCAAUGAGUGGCUUCUGUUUAGCAAGAAUCUCACUGUUCCAGCUCUGAACCUAAAAAAAACCAACAACCAAGAACAUUUUCAUCAGAUAUUCUUUUAUUUCCUAUUUGUGUAUUCUUGUCCUCCCAAAACGAAACAGCUUUAUGCUAUUCAUUUUAUCCAACCAGUAGAACAUAAAAACUUAGGUUUUGCUUCUGUUACUUGACCUGUGAUUAUUGAGAUCUUGUUACCUGAAUCAGGUCACUACUGUUACUGAUCAAUCUUAUAAGUGAACCAUCAUCCAACAACUGAUUUGACUAAAAUGUGCUCAUGGCCUGUGUAAUCAAACAUGCUGAGGGCCAUGCAGAAACUGUAGGAAGAACGGAGAAAAUGCCAGCAAAAGAGCCAACAUGAUUAACUGUCUCAUUUCACUGAAAACAGCAGGGAUAGCUUUACCAGUCUGACAGAGUUCCCCUAAAUUUUCUUCUAAAAUCAGUGUCCCGUAAAUCUGAUAACUUCCUCUGCAAUAACAAACUUUUCUAAUCAGAAAAAAAAAAGUUCUUGACCCCGUGUCAGAGCUUGUAGCCACAAUCCAAUCUCAGCAAAAAAGAAUUCAUUCUAAAGCAUUAGAGGUCAACCCACGUUCCAGCUCCAAGACGACAGCAUCCUGUACAAUCAAACCAUACUGCUAGUGUACAUCGCGUUGUUCUACACAUUAAAGACACUUAGGGAGUAAACUUCAGAACCUUCUACGUAAAUGUCUUGAAAAGAGCCCUUUAUAAGAACAAAGCCACAAAACUAGGUUAAUACUUGAUUAUAAAAAUACACAUGAAGCAUUUGAGUAUAUUUAGGGCAGACAAUCACAGGCUACAUAUUUUAAAAGACAGCACAGACAAAUGGGUUCAGAGAAUAAGAAAAUACAGCUGAUACUGUGAAAAGCUUAAGGGUUCCCUGCAGGGAAAUCCAUCUGCAAUAAAACCCAGGAUCUUCAGAAAUCAGUAUCCAAAGCGGCGCUCAAAGUAACGGUGCUGCUGCAACUGCACCAGCUGUCACUGUGUAAGCUUUGAGAUUUCAUUUUGUAUUGUUGAACAUGGCAGUAUGCUUUGGCUCACUUGAAAAGAUGGGCAUUAGGUAUCCCAAUAUGCAGGGAAAAAAUAGCAAUUUCAGCUUCCCACUGGAAUCAUUUAUGUAGAACUGCCCGCUCAUAUUUAAAUUCUAAAGAGACUUCUCCUUGAAGACUGAGCUAAAGCUUUGGAGUUCUGUUUAGAAUCACCUUCUGCAUCACCCACAAACCACUCUUAAAAAAGCAAUUACAGGAAUUCUUUUGAUGUCAGUCAUCAUUUUUAACAUUCAACUCUAAUAAAAACCUUUAGAUUUCAUUGCAAUAUCAGCAGCAGAGCCAAAAAAAUAAAAGCACCAACCUUUUCUGGUGUUAAUUUCA
Messenger RNA from Gallus gallus (chicken), 6639 nucleotides. It is a transcript of the gene CLCC1, whose product is annotated as chloride channel CLIC like 1. Lineage: Eukaryota; Metazoa; Chordata; Aves; Galliformes; Phasianidae. The transcript has 12 exons. The record is from RefSeq and is a predicted model, not a curated record. Gene Ontology annotation, cellular component: endoplasmic reticulum; membrane. The coding region runs from base 169 to 1713 and encodes 514 amino acids. Gene Ontology annotation, molecular function: chloride channel activity.